Molecule: messenger RNA, 1014 nt
Organism: Tarenaya hassleriana
Lineage: Eukaryota; Viridiplantae; Streptophyta; Magnoliopsida; Brassicales; Cleomaceae
Exons: 6
Coding region: 38-823 (261 amino acids)
Biological process (GO): protein insertion into mitochondrial inner membrane; protein targeting to chloroplast
Cellular component (GO): TIM22 mitochondrial import inner membrane insertion complex; chloroplast inner membrane
Molecular function (GO): protein binding; transmembrane protein transporter activity
Source: RefSeq, a predicted model, not a curated record
AAGGUCACAAGAGUAGUUGAAGAAGAGAGGAGAAAAAAUGGGGAUAGGAGGAGGAGGAGCAGAGCACUCGAGGCGAGAAAUGAUGGCGGUGGCUAAUCUAUUCAGGGAACAACAGAACCCAAUACAGCAGUUUCAAGUGAAAUUCAAGGAAUUGGAGAGCGGGUUCAAGUCGUGGCUUUCGAAGCAAUCUUUGCCCGUCGAAGCUGCCAUCGUCUCCGCCAUGAGCGGCGUUCAGGGAGCUUUCAUCGGCGGUCUCAUGGGAACUCUCUCCCCCGAAAUGCCUCAGUCGGGACUAGACCCUCAGGCCACGGCCUCCUUCAAGCAAGCUCAGGCUCUUGUUGGUGGGCCAUUGGUCCAAGCUCGGAACUUUGCAGCGAUAACAGGUGUAAAUGCAGGAAUAGCGUGCAUUAUGAAACGCCUCAGAGGCAAGGAGGAUCUUGAGUCUGCUGUGGUUGCGGCAUUAGGAUCUGGAGUUGCUUAUUCUUUGGUAAGCUCAGGUUUGCAAGGACAGCCUGCAAACGCCAUCAGCACCGCUGCUGGUUUUGCCCUUUUCCAAGGAUUGUUUUUUAAGUUGGGAGAAAGGUUUUCUAAACCGACCGCUGAGGACCCGUAUUACACCCGGGCAAGAUCCAUGUUAUUGAAAUUGGGCCUUGAGAAAUACGAGAAGAACUUCAAGAAAGGCUUGUUGACCGACUCCACUUUGCCAUUGCUCACUGAUAGCGCGUUAAGAGACGUGAAUAUCCCGUCCGGGCCAAGGCUUCUGAUCCUGGAUCAUGUCCAGAGGGACCCCGAGUUGAAAAGCAGAAAGGGAAGCCGAAGUUGAGCCAAUUUGUAAUUUUUGAUCGCAGUUUAAGGAGGAUGUCUCCUUUGGGAAUAUGCUCGACUUCAAGAUUCUUGGCAUAACUGUUCCUGAUAUUUUGGGUGAAUUCCUUAGGUUCAAGAAGCGAUUAUUACACCUUUAAUAAACAAAUUUUGUCUUUUUAAUGAGUUUUUAUACAAUAUUAUUAUUAUUUU